CCCUGCUUCGCCCCUCUUCCUUCGCCCACCCCAAAAACCCUAACUCGCUCUUUGCUAUAAACCCUACACCUCAAUUUCCUUGUUUCUUCGUUCUCUGGAAGGAAUGGCGGCGAUCUCGUCGUUCUUGUCUCCCAAUCUCUACCAUAACCCCAGGGAAUGCAGCGGAAUCCCCAAAGUAUCCGCCUGGCUGGUUGCCGGAGCUUCUCCUGCGAACUACCGAUCAUUGUCCUCCUUCUCUUUGUCCUCUUCUGCUUCUUGCUCUGUCCGCAGGAGGAGAGCUUUUUCCAUCUUGGCCGUGGAUUCCACCGCAACGGCUGAGCCGGAAGUCGCGCGGAGGCUCUACGUGGGGAACAUCCCAAGGACCGUGGACAAUGAGGAGUUGACCAAGAUGUUUGCGGAACAUGGAUCUGUGGAGAAGGCCGAGGUUAUGUAUGAUAAAUAUUCUGGAAGGAGCCGGCGUUUUGCAUUUGUGACAAUGAACUCUGUAGAGGAUGCAAAUGCAGCUAUUGAAAAGCUCAAUGACACUGAAGUUGGAGGUCGGAAAAUCAAAGUAAAUGUGACAGAGAAACCUUUUCAAACCAUUGAUUUAUCCCUUCUCCAAGCUGAAGAAUCGACGUUUGUUGACAGUCCACACAAGGUUUACAUAGGCAAUCUUGCGAAGACAGUUACCACUGAUGUACUCAGCAAGUUCUUCUCUGAAAAGGGAAAGGUUCUUGGUGCAAAAGUAUCCCGAGUUCCAGGAACUUCGAAGUCCAGUGGCUUUGGCUUUGUAUCAUUUUCUUCUGAUGAGGAAGUGGAGGCUGCUAUUGCAUCAUUCAACAAUGCAAUGUUGGAAGGGCAGAAGAUUCGCGUCAACAAAGCAUAAUGUAUUGCUUAAGCACCCUGGAGCACUGAAGCAGUCGUGUGUUUCAUACAACAUUGAAGGCCUAGCUCCGGAAAUUUUUCUUAAACUGUCUUGCAAGCUUGCUACCAAACAUUUCCAUCCCAGAUUUUGAAUACAAACCUGAGCAUUUCAGUGUCAGGCUUACUGUUUUUCUUUUGGGAAUUAGGUGCUCUGAAUAAAUAAUCUCUGGUUCAUUUCUAAUCCAA
Messenger RNA from Musa acuminata AAA Group (dessert banana), 1089 nucleotides. Its product is annotated as small ribosomal subunit protein cS22. The record is from RefSeq and is a predicted model, not a curated record. Gene Ontology annotation, molecular function: mRNA binding. Gene Ontology annotation, cellular component: chloroplast thylakoid membrane. The transcript is spliced from 4 exons. Gene Ontology annotation, biological process: chloroplast rRNA processing. Lineage: Eukaryota; Viridiplantae; Streptophyta; Magnoliopsida; Zingiberales; Musaceae. Bases 104 to 865 code for a protein of 253 amino acids.